AUGACUUCAUUGACUAGAGGUUUCGAACAAUUCGAAUCUAAACUUUUCUUAACUAUUAGUCAAGAAAACCAUGGUCAAAAUGUAUUUCUUUCACCAACAAGUAUUGCUCUUGCCCUAUCAAUGUGUACAGUUGGUGCUCAAAAUGAAACAUUACAACAAAUGUUACAAGUAUUUGGAAUAUCAUCAAAAGAAGAAUUAACUCAUAUAGCUGAACAAAUUAUGCAAGUGUUUUCGCGUGCUAAUCAAAAUAAAUCAUCAACAAAAGAAUGUACAAAUGAUUUUACAUCUUUAAGACCAAGAGCUUCUAUUGAAACUCAUAUGAUGUCAUUUCAACUUCAAUUAGUUAAUCGUCUUUAUGUACAAAAAGGAUAUAAAACACAAGAAAAAUAUUUAGAUCGUAUUGAACAAUCUUUUCAAUCUAAUGUUAAACUUGAAGAUUUUCAAAAUAACAGUGCUAAUGUUGUUCAAAAAAUCAAUACAUGGGUAGAAGAACAAACAAACGGACGAAUAUGUAACACAUUAUCAACAAAAGACGUCACUAGUGAUACACGAUUCGUUCUUAUUAACUGUAUCUACUUCAAGGGUGAAUGGCAAGACAAAUUUCAAGCAACAAAUACUGAUAAAAAUGCAAAUUUUUAUCAUGCUAAUGGUGUCAUUUCAAAAAUUGAACUAAUGUAUAAAAAAGAAUCUUAUAAUUAUGUUGAUAACAAAGAUUUACAUGUUCAAAUUGCUCAUUUACCAUAUAGAAGUUCAGAUCAAUAUUUGAAAUUUGUUUUCACAGUUGUUUUACCAUAUGAAGGUAUUGAAUUAAAUAAUGUCGAACGAAUAUUAAUGUCAAAUCCAAAAUUAAGACAACAGGUAUUAAAUAUGGAAAGUGCACCAUUAACAGACCUUUCACUUUAUUUGCCGAAAUUUAAAUUAGAAACUAAAUAUGAAUUAAAAGAUAUUCUUAUCUCAUUGGGAAUGAAAGAUGCAUUUAGUGAUAGAAAAGCAGAUUUUAAAGAUAUUAUUGGUACAAUAACUGAUGAAAAUCGUAUAUGUAUAAGCAAAGUUAUUCAUAAAACAUUUCUCAAUGUCAAUGAAAGCGGUACAGAAGCUGCGGCUGCUGCAGUGGUCAUGCUGAGACGUUAUGGGUCUUCAUUUAGUAGUAGAUCAUCGUCGAUUGAAUUCAAAGCUAAUCGACCAUUUUUAUUUUUCAUUCAUGAAGUUCAACAAAAUGUUCUUCUCUUCAAUGGAAAAUUUGUUUCACCAUGA
Molecule: messenger RNA, 1254 nt
Organism: Rotaria sp. Silwood1
Lineage: Eukaryota; Metazoa; Rotifera; Eurotatoria; Philodinida; Philodinidae
Source: the annotation of a GenBank genome assembly